AUGUCGGUCAAUGCACAAGUUCAUAAUAUGAGUAGCAACGAAAAUAAUAAAAAGAAUGACAAAACACUUAAACAGUUGUUUCCUAAACGGGAUGAGUGCUCACAUGUGUCUUGUUAUUGCGAGGAAAACGUCUGGAAACUGUGUCAAGAUGUAUCAUUGAGAAUUCCUGAGGAAUUGGAUAGAUGUUACAUUGUUUUUAUAUCCAACCCUUGUCGUACGGUGCCUUUGUGGAAACAAAGGGCUGGGCGCGAGGAGGAUCGUCUCGUCAUAUGGGAUUAUCAUGUAAUAUUUCUGUAUUCCUGGGACAGCAAAACUUGCCUUGUUUAUGAUCUGGACUCUGAAUUGCCGUUCCCGACAUUUUUCCACAAAUAUGUCACAGAGACAUUUCGUACAGAUCAAGUGCUCAAGUCAGAUUUUCACAGAUUCUUCCGUGUAGUGCCUGCUAAGUUGUUCUUGCAGAACUUUGCAUCAGACCGACGUCACAUGAAAAGACCGGACGGUUCAUGGAUCAAACCACCACCUCCAUACCCAGCAAUAUGUACAUCAACUUCUACACAUAAUCUAGAUGAGUACAUCAACAUGGACUUUGGAGUUGGUCCCGGUCAGGUAUUUAAUCUUACAGAUUUCGUGCAGCGGUUCUACAAAAUAAACAAGUAG
Messenger RNA from Spodoptera littoralis (African cotton leafworm), 657 nucleotides. NCBI's taxonomy places the organism in Eukaryota, Metazoa, Arthropoda, Insecta, Lepidoptera, Noctuidae. The record is from the annotation of a GenBank genome assembly.